This is a messenger RNA of Ananas comosus (pineapple), 3367 nucleotides long. Its product is annotated as receptor kinase-like protein Xa21. The transcript has 2 exons. Gene Ontology annotation, biological process: protein phosphorylation. Lineage: Eukaryota; Viridiplantae; Streptophyta; Magnoliopsida; Poales; Bromeliaceae. The record is from RefSeq and is a predicted model, not a curated record. The coding region runs from base 57 to 3161 and encodes 1034 amino acids. Gene Ontology annotation, molecular function: protein binding; ATP binding; protein kinase activity.
UGUAAGCUUUCCACACCUGAGCUGAACUCGAUUACCGUUGGCCCGAGAUUGCAGUUAUGUCGCUGCUGCAUUCACGUUCCACUUUUGCCAUCCUUGUGGCCCUCCUUGUUCUCUUUUCGUGCCAUCACCACCGUGCAAUUUCUUCACGGGCUCACGCCGUGGCCGUGCUGCUGGACACCACCAACGCCGCCACUGACCGCCUUGCCCUCCUCUCCUUCAAGUCCUUGCUGACCGAUCCGUCACACGCGCUUAGUUCGUGGAACGAGUCCGCUCCUUUCUGCAGCUGGCAAGGCAUCGAAUGCGGAGGCCGCCGCCACCCAGACAGAGUCACGGCCUUGAGCUUGUCCUCGCUCAAUCUCGCUGGAGCCUUCCCCCCCUCCGUCGCCAACCUCACCUUCCUCAAGACGAUCGACCUCUCUAACAACCAACUCGAUGGCCAAGUCCCCAUCGAGCUUGGCCGCCUAUCUCGGCUGCAGUACUUAAACCUCAGCCACAAUUCUCUUCGCGGAAGCAUCCCCGCAGCCCUCGGCCGUUGCUCGGCCCUCGAAACCAUUGCUUUAGGAUACAACCAACUCGAAGGUGAGAUCCCACCCGACCUAGCAAACCUCUCCUCCCUCACAUAUCUCGACCUCUACCGCAACACACUAUCCGGCCAAAUACCCCACUCACUAGGUAACCUUACCUCCCUCCGUCUUCUCAACCUAAUGCGAACCCAACUCUCUGGCGCCAUUCCUUCUACACUAGGCCGCCUCUCGAACCUCAAGUUCCUCUACUUAAGCAUCAACAACUUAUCGGGAACAAUACCUCCGGCCAUUUGGAAUAUCUCCUCCCUCGUCGACCUCUUGGUGGGCGGCAAUGAGCGACUCACUGGCCGCAUCCCACAGGAUGUUGGCGAGACCCUUCCUCGCCUUGAAGCUCUGUUCAUGUAUCAAAACCAGUUCCACGGACCAAUCCCAGCUUCACUAGCAAACGCCACCAGGCUUUCGGAUAUUGAGAUCAAUACCAACUUCUUCAGCGGCACCAUCCCUCCAGAGAUCGGAUCUUUGCAGCUUCUUCAGAAGCUGCUGCUCUAUGAAAACUCACUCGAAGUGAAAGAACCUGAUGAUUGGAGCUUCUUCACGGCCUUAACGAACUGCAGUAACUUGCAAUAUCUGUUGUUACACAACAACAAGUUAAGUGGGUUGCUACCAACCUCAAUUUCCAACCUCUCUGUUUCGAUUGUAUUCAUCACUCUCGGGUCAAACUCGUUCUCAGGUAACGUUCCCGAAGGGAUUGGGAACUUGGUGAACUUAAACCUUUUUUCAAUUGGCAAUAACACUCUCGCAGGUAGUCUCCCUGCAUCAAUAGGGAUGCUCAAAAACUUGCAAAAAUUGGAUUUUUCAUAUAAUAACUUCACCGGAGAAAUCCCGUCCACAAUUGGAAAUCUCUCCCGGCUGUUGGUAUUAUAUUUACCUUCAAAUGAAUUUAGUGGGAACAUACCGAAAACACUCGGUAACUUACAUCAUUUGCAGCAGCUAGACCUUUCUUAUAACAAGCUGAGUGGUAUGAUACCUGAAGACGUGAUGGCCAUCUCCUCUCUCUCAACAGAUCUUGUCCUCUCACAUAAUCUUCUUGUAGGACCGAUACCUUCGGAAGUGGGAAAUUUGAAGAAUCUGGAGAUGUUGGAUGUACAAGGGAAUAAACUAUCCGGUACAAUUCCUUCUACUCUCGGCGAGUGCCAAGUUCUUCAGUUUCUGUACGCACAAAUGAACGCCUUACAGGGGAGCAUUCCAUCUUCUUUUAGAGCACUGAAAGCUAUGCAAGAAUUGGACCUCGCAAGCAACAAUUUAUCCGGAGAGAUUCCAAGUUUUUUUGAGGAUUACAGCAGCCUUUACUAUUUGAAUCUCUCUUUCAACAACUUCGAGGGUGAAGUGCCGAAAACAGGGGUUUUCUCAAAUAUUAGCGCGUUUUCAAUCCGGGGGAAUAACAAGCUCUGCGGAGGAAUCAAGCAACUUCAUUUACCACCUUGUAAUAUCAAAUCCCCACAAAACAAACACACUUUUAGAACACUGAUAAUCGUGAUUCUAGUUAUAGUCGCUUCCGUGAUUAUCAGUUCAAUCUUGCUAUUGUUCUUCUUCUUCUAUUCUCGAUGUUGGCCGGAAUCUGCAAGAGAUCCUUCAACAUCCCUGAAAGACCAUUUGAGAAUCUCUUACUCUGAAUUGGUUAAAGCAACGGACGGAUUCUCAGCGACUAACUUAAUUGGCACGGGAAGCUAUGGUUCUGUUUACAAAGGAGUAUUGGAAGGCGAGGGAGAAGAUAGUGUAAAGGUUGUGGCCGUGAAGGUUCUCAACCUUCAGACACCUGGAGCUUUAAAAAGUUUCACAGCAGAGUGUGAAGCCAUGAAGAACCUUCGACAUAGAAAUCUCGUAAGGAUAAUAACUUCAUGUUCGAGCUCAGAUUACAAUGGGAAUGAAUUCAAAGCGCUAGUCUUCGAAUUCAUGCCGAAUGGUAGUUUGGAAGAUUGGCUGCAUCACGAAGCAAGCUCACAAGCUGAAUCAAAACACUUGAGCCUUCUGCAAAGAUUGAACAUUGCAAUUGAUGUGGCUUCUGCAUUGGAUUAUCUUCAUUGCCACUCUGGCACACCGAUCGUGCACUGUGAUCUGAAGCCAAGCAACGUUCUUUUGGAUGAUGACAUGGUUGCUCAUGUGGGGGACUUUGGAUUAGCCAGGUUCCGGACAGCCCAAAAGUCAGCAAGCUCGAUCGGGUUCAAAGGAUCGAUUGGAUACGUAGCACCAGAGUAUGGAGCGGGGAACAGAGUCUCUGCACAUGGAGACAUCUACAGUUUUGGGAUGCUUCUCAUGGAGAUGAUGACAGGAAGAAGACCCACAGAUAACAUCUUUAAAGAAGAUCUAAGCCUUCACAGAUAUGUUGAGAUUGCCUUCCCUGAUAGGGUCAUUGAGAUUGUCGAUACUCCCUUGCUCGCAGAACUAGCAGAUGAUGAAGACGAAGCUUUCGAAGAGAAGGAACCAACUGGCGGAAAAGCAUUUCAGUGCAUAGUUUCAUUGCUUAGAGUCGGCCUCAUGUGUUCAAAGCAAUUCCCCACCGAGCGAAUGCUGAUUGGAGAUGUCAUCAAGGAAUUGCAUGUAGUUCGAGAAAUGCUGCUAGGGAAGAAGGAUGUGUAGAAAGGAGGAAAUGAAGAUAGAAAGGAAGCAUAUCUUCGAAACUAUGCUUCAUGAUCCAUGUGAAAUCGUUAAUGUUUCUCAGGGAUGUAAACUUUAUCCAAGCACACAGAAUACGUGUAUUUGUAGUUGGUAGUUAGCAAUUUAUACAAAAGCGCCUUGUAGGUGCUGGAUAGACAAAGAGCUCUAAUACUGCUAAGUCCUUUUUU